CGUACACUGGUGAAUUAGAUAACUUGUUAGCGGGGAGAGGUAUUGGGAAGCCAAGAAAAUUUUUGGUGAAUCUGUUCCUCUGAAUGAAUGAAGGGAGCUCAAGAAAACUCUCACUCCAAAACCCCAUCUACUUCCGCCAAGAGAUCAGGAUCAAGCCUUGGUUCAGUUGAUGAGUAUGCUGCACAAUGCAAGAAUUGCAUGAAAUGGAGAGUGAUUGAUACUCAGGAAGAGUUUGAGGAGAUUCGAAGCAAAUUCAUUGAUGAACCAUUUUAUUGCAGUAAAAGGGGCAAGUCCUGUGAUGACCCUGCUGAUUUGGAAUAUGAUUCAACUCGGACAUGGGUCAUGGACAAGCCUAACCUCCCUAAGGCUCCAGAAGGUUUCAGGAGAACCUUGGUGCAGAAAGAUUACUCUAAGUUGGAUGCUUACUACAUCACUCCCACAGGGAAAAAGCUAAGAACCCGCAAUGAAAUUGCCGUGUAUCUGAAAGAUCAUCCGGAACACAAAGGCGUGUCUGUUACAGAUUUUGAUUUUUCAUCCCCAAAGGUAAUGCAAGACACCGUCCCGGAGUAUUUUGAGCAGAAGGAUUCAGCUACCAAAAGGCCUAAGGUGGUAUUCAAAGAUGAAGCUUGAGAAAUAUCAUGCUAGUUUGCAUGCUGUAAUAGAUGGUGAUUAUGGUUUUUUUGAUGUUAUUGUAACUUUUUUGGUGACAACAUUUCAAUAUAUUAGGAUUAACCAACACCAGUAGUGCACAUAGACAACUUAUGAUUUGUCUCGCUUAUUUUUAUUAUUAAAAAAAAGGUUUAAUUA
Messenger RNA from Arachis stenosperma, 807 nucleotides. RefSeq names its product methyl-CpG-binding domain-containing protein 4-like. The record is from RefSeq and is a predicted model, not a curated record. Gene Ontology annotation, molecular function: zinc ion binding; ATP binding; thymidine kinase activity. NCBI's taxonomy places the organism in Eukaryota, Viridiplantae, Streptophyta, Magnoliopsida, Fabales, Fabaceae.